Rhopilema esculentum is the source of this 1842-nucleotide messenger RNA. The record is from RefSeq and is a predicted model, not a curated record. NCBI's taxonomy places the organism in Eukaryota, Metazoa, Cnidaria, Scyphozoa, Rhizostomeae, Rhizostomatidae.
GCAAGUGCUUUAAAGGUUCGUACGGAAGGUAGGCUGUUUUGAAUUUGAAUCUUUGUGAAGGUCGCACACCAUUUUAUUGUUGGAGCACUAGUUCGAAAGUGAUAUGGAUUCGUCUGCUACAUCACCAAAGAAAGCGAAGAAGACAGCAGCGCCCAAGAAGCCUGCCGCACAUCCUGCGUAUAAGGACAUGAUCGCGGAAGCAAUCAGAAUUCUGAAGGAGCGAAAUGGGUCAUCGCGACAGAAAAUUGCCAAGUAUUUACAAUCUAAUUACAAAGGUCUCGGUGAUGAGAGCGCUCUGAAGAGAAACCUGAAAGCCUCCUUGAAAAAACUGGUCGCUUCUGGCUCUCUCAUCCAAACGAAAGGGGUAGGGGCUUCAGGUUCGUUCAAGCUGCCUGCCGCUGCCAAGAAGCCUGCAGCAGUGAAAAAGCCAGCAGCAGCAAAGAAGGUUGCGAAAAAGCCAGCAGCGGCGAAAAAGGCUACUGCUAAGAAGGCUGCAACUUCAGUCAAGAAAAGCCCUGCAAAAAAGAAGGCCUCGACACCAAAGAAAGCCAGCGGAGCCAAUAAGUCACCAAAGAAGCCCAAGGCCAAAGUGGCAAAGAAGCCUAAAGUAGCUGCUGGUAAGAAGGCAUCAGCUGCUGGUAAGAGCAAACCCAAAAAGGCUGCCAGCAAAAAGACAGCAAAGUCACCGGCUGGGAAGAAAGUGAAGGCUGCAAAGUCAAAGAAGUAGAUUGCAUCAGUGGAGGAGGGCCAUGUUUCCCACUUACCACCUGGUUUACCAUAUAAACAAACAGCUUUUUUAAAAGCUACCAAAAAGUCGGUCAUCGGUUCUUGAUUAGCCUUGACGGCUGCAUUGAUAUCAUGAAAUUAAAUGUAGAGUUUUCAAGGCUGGUGGGCCCACAGUCACCUGCAUUUGUCACUUUUUUCUUUAUGAUGUACCUUCAUCAAAAUGAUUUACAAAAUAGGUAGCAGGAUUUAUCAUUUCACCUAAAGUUAUGUGCAUAGUAAACUAUUUUGAAAGCACAAUUGCCACUGUACACUAUCAUAAAAUUAGCAGAAGAUACACAUUUUUUCUGCAAAGUCUGGAGCAACUCAUAUUUUUACAGUAUUAUUAGUAGCUUUUAAGAAUGCCAAUUGUAAUAACAAUUGCCAGUUUACAUCCAAAGAAAUUUCAAGACUAGUUUGACAGUAUAGGUCCUUGAUGUGCUAUGUGACUAUGAUCAGCAUAAAAAAGAAUAAAUACAACACAUGAAUAUAUCAAAUAUUUUUGGUGAUGAAGUAUGCAAGCUUCAAUAUUUACAAAGUAGAUCUAAGGAUUCAUCAUCUCAUUAUUAGUAAAUUAUAUUGAGAACAAAAUUGCAAGUACACAGUAUCAUGUAGGUUAGCAGAAAUCGAAUUUAUCAUCUUAUCUUACACUGUCUAGAGAAAUUAAAACUGAAAUAACAAUUGCCCUCUUUGCAGCCAAACUUAUAUCAAGAAUUGUUAGACAGAAGGGGUUCUUGAUGGGUAAUGACCUUAAGCAUAAGCAUGUUGAUUGAAGAUUUAGUCUAUUCUUGUGAAGCCAGCUUGUGGUUACCUGUUGGGUUGCUUUUGAAGAAAAUUUUAAAGCUUACUUUUACAAUCAGAGUUUAUUUUAUGAAUGCAAGCAAUAUGUUCAGUGCCCUAAAUUGCUGAAAUUUUGAGGUUGAUUGUGAUAUGAAUCAAGUAGAGAGUAUAGGAGUGUGUCAUACAAUGUAAACAUUUAAUGGUUGAUGUAGCUAAGAUUUCUAUGAUUGGCACACUGUAAUAAAAAUUGCCUGGAAAUGAGCAAAUGAUACUUUAUAACUAAUGUUUUUCCCUUACACA